Suillus subalutaceus is the source of this 1032-nucleotide messenger RNA. RefSeq lists its product as uncharacterized. The record is from RefSeq and is a predicted model, not a curated record. NCBI's taxonomy places the organism in Eukaryota, Fungi, Basidiomycota, Agaricomycetes, Boletales, Suillaceae. The transcript has 10 exons. The coding region runs from base 146 to 952 and encodes 268 amino acids.
CGUCAUUGAAGCUGGGCAAUACUACGAGGUGUGUUAUGAAGAUUCCUGGGGUCGUAAUCUUUUCGUAGCUUUUGUUACGCUGCUUUCUCUUGCACAGACGGCGUUCGAAGGAUACAUAGCUUGGAAGGCAAAUGUGGAAAGUAGGAUGCUGCUGAGGAUUCCACGAGCAUGGUUCGCGGUUUUCCUCAACGGUUUCAUCAGCGGAAUAAACAAGCUCUUCCUCCUCCGACGUUGCUGGCGGGUUACAAAAGGAAGCUGGUGGAUAGCCGUGUUGUUCGCGUUCACGAUAACCACAUACGUCGCGAAUAUCUUGAUCGCGGUGGCUUUUUCACGUCUGGGCGCCGUCCAUCCCAAGCCUAGCGAUGUCGUUCUGAGCGUCAUCUCAUUUUCGUAUUGGACCACGGCGGUGCUCGUGCUCGAUGUCAUUCUCUCUGUUAUUCUCGCUUUUUUCUUAUGGAAAAACAAAACCGGCGUACACCACCUCGACAGAGCACUCCUAAGGUUUUGCGCUGUCGCCACAGAGUCUGCAGUCUGGCCAUCAUUAUGCGUUGCUGUUUCCGCAGGACUGUUCUUCUCGCAUAACGCAAAUGCCAACCGUCUUGUUUUCGUAUUCCUGCUUCAAACCGGAAAACUCUACACCUUGUCGAUCCUGCGCACCUUGAACGCAAAAGUCCAACUACGAGAAAGAAUGAAAUCAGACGACUUUGCGCGGGGCUCGUUAGGAAACUGGUCUUGGCGACAAGCUGACUCGGGAGUGGACCAUGAGAUGUCUAUGUCUGCAGCACACGAGCGGUCUUCGUUCCGGACGACAACGAGUGGACGCCUGUUGUCGAUCUCGAUUGGGCCGUCGGAGAGGAGUGUUGUGGAUAGUCAUGUGCCUGUGCUUGGCCAGCACCCUCGGUCGCCGAUGCCGAUUCACUCGAACUCGCUUGGCUCACGUUCGACGCAAUGAUUCAGGAAGGCUGCAGGCAGAAGUCUAUUUUGUGGAAGUCGUCGUUCUUUGUAUUUAUUUUUGAUGUAGAUGAAAGGACG